UUGAUUGUUUCUGUCUGCCUCUCCAUUUUUUCCCUCUGAUAGACAAUGGCUGAAGCUCAGCUGUUUGGAUUACAGGAUGAGUUCAGCUGCUCAAUGUGUUUGGACAUUUUUAGUGACCCCGUGUCACUGUCUUGUGGUCACAGUUUCUGUCUGAAGUGCCUCACCGACUACUGGGAUCAGAGCCAAGUGUGCAGCUGCCCUCAGUGCAGACACACCUUCACCACAAGGCCUGAGCUGCACAGAAAUACCGUGCUGAACGAAGUCAUCAAGAAAUUGAAGAAGAUGCCAAUCAGUCCUCCUCCUUCUCCACCUCCUUCAUCUGAGAAUUAUGCUGGCCUUAGCGACAUGGAAUGUGACAUCUGUACAGAGAAGACGUUCAGAGCAGUAAAGUCAUGUCUGACAUGUAUGGCCUCCUUCUGCCAGACUCACCUACAGCCCCAUUAUGAAGCAGCUGCCUUGAAGCAUCACAAGCUGACUGAUCCUGACAGAAAUCUAAAGGAGAAACUCUGUGCAAAACAUCAGAAAAGUUUGGAAAUAUAUUGCAAAACUGACAAGAUAUGCAUCUGCCCAAUCUGUGGGGUGACUGAACACAAUGGUCAUAAAAUGGUAGAACUAGAGACUGAAAGAAAAGAAAAACAGAAGCACUUGGGUGCAACACUGAGUGAAAUCAGGAGAAGAGUUGAGGAGAGAAAGAAGACGCUGAAGGACACGAGGAGGGUGAUGGAGCAGAUAAAGGCGAGUGGAACUGAGAUAACACUUCAUAUCAAAAAGAAGAGAAAUAAAUUAAAACUAGAAGAGCAGCAGAGCGUCACUACUAAUGAUAACGAGGGAAUCUCUGCAGAGGAAGAAAUACAGGAAUGUAAGAAAAGCUUCAAUGAUCUGAUUGACUGCAUUGAGGAAACCUGCAGGAAACUGACCAAGAGGAUCAGAGAACAAGAAAAGAUAGAAAUGGAGAAGGCAGAAGGAGUCAUGGAACAACUGGAGAAGGAAAUUGGGGAGCUGAAGAGGAAAGAUGCUGAGAUGAGGGAUCUUUUGGAGACCAAGGACCACAUCCACUUCUUGCAGACUUUCUCGUCUCUUUGUGUCCUUCCUGCUGAUGGAGACUCACUCAUCUUCACUGUUACGGCUGAUUUCUCUUCUGAGGACCUGAGAAAGGAGCUGUCCAGCUUGAUAAAGAUUCUGGAGAAGAUAAACCAGGGGGUCAUCAUGACAUUGACCCCACCAGAUGCCUGUUCCCUCACAUUUGACCCAAACACUACACAUAGACACCUUUGUCUCUCUGAAAAGAAUAGGAAAGUGACAUGUGGGUGGACAGAGAACCACUAUCCUGAUCAUCCCGACAGAUUUGAUCGCUGGUGCCAGGUUCUGUGCAGAGAGGUUCUGACUGGGACUUGUUGUUACUGGGAGGUGGAGUGCAGCGGAGACUACAUGGCAAUCGGAGUUGCAUAUAAAGGACUGAGCAGGAAAGGAAAUGGUUUGGAAUGUCACCUUGGAUCCAAUAACAUGUCCUGGAGUUUGUCUUGGUCUUAUUCCCAGUACUCUGUUCAUUUUAAUAACAAGAAGACUGAAAUCAGUGCCCCCUAUGGCCCCAGAAUCGGCAUGUAUUUGGACUGCCAUGCUGGGUCUCUGUCAUUUUAUCGCAUCACAGACACAAUGACCCUCCUGCACAGGUUUAACGCCUCCUUCACUGAACCACUCUAUGCAGGAUUUUGGCUUCAGGGUCGAAAAGAGAAGCUUCUUACCACAUCUCCUUUGGCAAUGCAAACUCCUUGUGAAACUGACACAAGGAUUAACAUCUUAACUUUAAAGAACACCACGUUUGUGUCAGUUCCCAGAGCAUCUCCCUGCUUUGUGGAGACUCUAGCCUCUUCUAACUCUAACCUGGCUCACCAAAUCUCCUUGUACCUGCGUACCACCUCUGAGUUUUCAGAGUCACCAUCUAGAUCUGCAAGGUACUUAAACGGGUUUGACACUAUCAAAAUCUGGGGUUGA
Erpetoichthys calabaricus (reedfish) is the source of this 1992-nucleotide messenger RNA. RefSeq names its product E3 ubiquitin-protein ligase TRIM16-like. The record is from RefSeq and is a predicted model, not a curated record. Lineage: Eukaryota; Metazoa; Chordata; Cladistia; Polypteriformes; Polypteridae. The transcript is spliced from 6 exons. Bases 46 to 1992 code for a protein of 648 amino acids. Gene Ontology annotation, molecular function: zinc ion binding; protein binding.